Molecule: messenger RNA, 924 nt
Organism: Letharia columbiana
Lineage: Eukaryota; Fungi; Ascomycota; Lecanoromycetes; Lecanorales; Parmeliaceae
Exons: 3
Coding region: 1-924 (307 amino acids)
Source: RefSeq, a predicted model, not a curated record
AUGACCUUCAAAUACUUAAUCACAGGCGCAACAGGCGGUCUCGGUGGCGGCGUCCUCCAACAGAUCGCGAAGCAUGCGCCCAAAUCAGACUAUGCAGCCAGCUCAUCUCGCCCAGAGGUUGCAGAGCAGUUCGAGAGAUCAGGCAUCCAGUUCCGCCACGCCAACUACCAGGACCGGGCUUCGCUGGAAAAGGGGUUUGCUGGAGUUGAGAAGCUGCUGUUUGUGUCUGCAAACACCUAUGACAAUGAGGCGAGGAACCAGCAACACAGGAACGUGAUUGAAGCGGCUAAGUCCGCCGGCGUUGGUCAUGUAUUCUACACAUCGCUCGCUUGGGGAGGCCAUUCUUCCGACUCGAAAAUCGACGUGCAACAAGCGCAUUACGUCUGCGAAGCAAUGCUGAAAGAAUCUGGGAUCGCAUACACGUCUGUUCGAGAGGGCAUAUAUGCUGAAGCUUUCCCCCUUUUCUUGAAUUACUAUCCUUCAUCCCAGAUCCUGCGUCUGCCAGCCGAUGGUGCCGUUGCUUAUGCAUCCCGCGCUGAACUUGCAGAAGCUACCGCAAAUCUGAUGAUGAGAGGUGGCCACAAAAAAGAGAUAGUCUUGCUGACAGGGGCGAAAGCCGUCACUUUGGCAGAUUUGGUGGAGAUAAUCAACGAUGUCACCGGCAGAGGGAUUGCUGUCGAAAAAGUGCCGUUUGACAAGUAUACAAGGGAAAGCGCGGAAAAUGACGAAGGUGGCAAGUCGGAAUGGUGGUUCGAGAAGAGAGUAUCGUGGUAUGACGGGGUUGCAAAGGGCGACGGAAAGGCAGUGGACCCUUUGAUGGAGCACCUGCUGGGUAGAAAGCCCAAGGAUGGCACAGAAGUCGUGAGAGGGAUCCUCGCUGCUGACCCAAUUUACACGUGGCAUCAGAAUUAUGCGAAGAAAUAG